AUGUUCCACCGCGAGCUCCCUUUCUACGAGCAUUUAACACCCUACAUCUCGAAUAGUUCCCAUAUCGGGCGGAAAAAUAUUCGCAAAUUCCACGAGUCUUUCACUGUCACUGGUCCAGAUGGUACACACAUCGUGCUGGUCUUGGAACCCGGCCAUAUAGGUCUGUACGACUUUCAAAGAGGCAUGCCAAACCAGCGGCUCCCUGAAGAGAUGGUGAAAGCGAUCCUCGUUGAGGUACUCCAGGCGCUGGAUUUUCUGCAUACUGAGUGCGAGGCUAUUCAUGCUGAUCUCCAUCCUGGUAACUUACUAGCCUGUGCUGACGAAGACGAAAAUGACAUAUUCCAAGUUAUGGAUGAUCAUGAGAAGGAAUCACCGUCGACUCGCAAACAGGUCUCAGAGAUUCGAACAAUAUACGCUUCGCGAGCACUUAUCCCUAAAGAGGGUCCUCUGAAACUUUCUGAUUUCGGGGAAUCGAGGAUUGGACCGGGCCCGUAUGAAUAUAAAGCACUGCCUAUGGUAUAUCGUGCUCCGGAGAUUAUGAUUGAGGUGCCGUGGAGUUAUCCUGUUGAUAUUUGGUGUGUUGGUAUGACGGCAAUUGAUCUCCUCGGGUUCGACGGAAUGUUCAAUGCUAACGAGAACGCCGGUGACCUCUAUGAGGCAACUCAUCUCGCUGAAAUCAUUUCUGUUCUGUAUCCACCGCCUGCUGAGUUCCUUGCGCUGAACCCUGAUAUCGCUGCUAGUUUCUGGGAUGAAACUGGUAUGUUCCCUUUUUUGGUCAUUUCUGUGUUAUGCGACGAAAUGCUGAUAGUUGUCUCUCCAGGAAAGUGGAAGGGUAUUGUACCCAUACCUGAAAAGAGUCAGAUGGGUCUACCUCUUGGUUUUGUCAAGUUCCUACGAAGAACUUUGACUUGGAUGCCAGGUGAGAGGGCAACAGCUAAAGAGCUCUUAGAGGAUCCUUGGCUGAAAGGUUGA
Messenger RNA from Penicillium canescens, 972 nucleotides. RefSeq lists its product as uncharacterized. The transcript has 3 exons. Gene Ontology annotation, molecular function: ATP binding; protein kinase activity. NCBI's taxonomy places the organism in Eukaryota, Fungi, Ascomycota, Eurotiomycetes, Eurotiales, Aspergillaceae. The record is from RefSeq and is a predicted model, not a curated record. Gene Ontology annotation, biological process: protein phosphorylation; regulation of mRNA processing; spliceosomal complex assembly. Bases 1 to 972 code for a protein of 323 amino acids.